GAAUCCAAGGGUUCAGAUGGGGUGGGGGAACCUCGUCGUGAGACUCAAGGGUGGUAAAAGGCGCCCAAGGGACUUAGAUCAAGACGGGCUGACUGGUGGUAAUUGAAAGUUAAUUGAAAGUGACUAUCUUGCUGUUAGUAACAUAAAUGGACGAACUUUCUGUGCAAACGCGUUUUUAUAUGUUGAUAGCUACACUAAGCGUAACCUUGAGGAAGUUUCAGAACGCACAGUGUUAAUUAAAUAUGGCGCUUUGAAGUUCUGUAGUAUUGAACGUUGAAGAAAUUAAAAUUGAAAAUGGCGAAGAUUCCUAACAGGUGGUUGUCGUACAGCCCAAUGGGAGAACCCAUUCCAGGGACCAGGUUCAUCUCCUUCAAAGUGCCUUUGAAGCAUACCCUGUGUAAGAGUCUUCAUGAUAGCGAACGCUUCACACCUGAGAUGUUGAUGGAGCAGUGUCCGAAACUAGGCCUUGUAGUUGACCUGACCAACACCAGUCGCUAUUAUAACGGAGAGGUUUUCAAAUCCAAAGGAAUUCAGUACAAGAAAAUAUACUGCCCUGGCCAGGUUGUUCCUGCUGACAGCAUACUUAAAGAGUUCUUCAGCACAGUGGAUGCCUUCCUAAAUGAGUCAGUUGAACACGAUUCGCUUGUUGGAGUCCACUGCACGCACGGUUUGAAUCGGACAGGAUACUUCAUCUGCAGGUACCUGAACCUUCGUAUGGGAUUUCAUCCACUGGAAGCCAUUUCUGCAUUUGAAACAGCCAGAGGGCACAAGAUCGAAAGACGACCAUAUAUACAGGACAUUGUGUCUGGGAGAAGCGUAGAACAGAUGAGUACGCAGCUCUAUCAGAAGCUUUUUGGAAGUGACAGACCAAGGCGCAGGCGUGAAGUUCCUUACUUUCGUGCCGACCAAAGCAGUGAAUGUUAUAGGGAGCAUCACCCUGGCUCAUCUCAGCUUCCAGCUUUGCCAAAGAUCCGCCAUGCGAGCUUUGUCUUCGAAUCUCCACUCGCCAGUUUGUAUAAUGAUGACGUUAGCAACCGCAAUUCCAGACGUAAUGGACCGUCGAAAAGUGAUCAAACUUUUAAACGGCAUGAAUGGCGUAGUCAUCGUUGGGACUCGCCCACUCAACGCGAUGGAAACGGGAAAAACCACAUCUUAGGCCGACAGCCCUCAUACAAAUCCCAGACUCGGAAUGAGAGUGGAUUUGAGGCACCGAGAGACCGUGGCCAAUUUCAUAGUAGUUCCACACACCGGAAUGGAAGCAACAAAAUUUAUGAAUGCAGAGAACCAAAAGCUUUUAGUGGUAAUGAUGGGAGGAAGGGAAGGCAUGGAAAGUAUGGCGGAAGAAAACGUUCCGAAAGCGGUGUUAUCAAUGAAUAAGACACUGUGGCAUUUUCUGUGAAUCUCCUUAUUCAGAAAGCAUAUCCUCUGCCUCUUGGUGAUAAUCUUAUGGAAUGUGCCGCAUACAAAUCAUGCUUAAUAAAAAUUGUAUUAUAUAUUAUUUUGAGUUUUAAAUUGUUAUUCUUUUGUGAAAAUGUGUUAUCAAGUGAAUAAUUUACUAAAAUAUAAGACGUGUAAGAUUUGAGGUUUUUACGGCGGUGUCUGUGAAGAAUGCUCCGUCUUCUGGGAUGUGACGCCAUGUAGAUAAUUUGUUAACCGACGUUUCGGAGGAACGUAUCAUCUCCAUAUUUAGGGUAUAAGAAAUCCGCGACCGAUGAACCAUCGUGAGCAGGUGUCUAUAAUAUGGAGGCGAUACGUUCCUCCGAAACGUCGGUUAAAGUAUCUACGCUGCACCACGUCCGAGUAGAGGCAUUCUUCAAAAUACUCGUAUGACGUGUUUCACCUUUUGCCUUAUAAAUUAGUUUGGAAAAUUGUGUUGUUCUGCAUGUUGUUCGACAUAAAUUAAUGUCGAACUGCCAUUCCCCUUGUAAAUUUUGAACAGAUGUUUGACCAUACGCAUACAACAGCUGAAGGAUCAGCAACAAAACAGUCUAAUUUGAAGGGGUUGAACAGCUUACAGAUUCCUUCCUUAUUUCCUCUCAUAGACCACAAAGAAAUGUACGUGUAAAUCUUACUGUGACCCUGUUAUUUUUACUAUCAAAUAAAAUUUUAUAGGAUGAUGGGCUAAAUAUUUUUUUUUCCUUGGCACUAUGGCCCCAGUGGGCCUAGGCCUACCUCCAUGAACUUCUCCGUUCACUUCGGUUAGGGCUGAAUAAUAAUACUGAAAAUUUACAUUCAGUUACAGUGGAUUAUGUCAGUAAUCAGAAGCGUUCGUUUUGACUUCAUUUCAGCCAAAUCCCUAAAAACUUUGUAAUUGUUUUAACUUAUGUGUAAGGCCUAUAUUGUAUGAUGUUGGCUCCCGUUAAAGAGAAUUCCUUUUAAGAUAUAUCUUCAGUUUUUUUCUUGUAUAUUUUACAUAUUUAAGCUAUGUUUCUCGUUUACAGAAUGGAGCUAUUCCAACAUCGGUUUAUCAAACUGUCUUAGCCCUACAGUGUAAUUUACACAUGAACAUUGUGCGUAGUGAUAUUUGUUUCAAACAGUCUGAAUUAUGUGGUCUUUAUGCUAUAGAUUGGAUAUGGUGUGAAGGUUUUUACAGAAAAUAAAGAAAAUCUUAUAUA
This is a messenger RNA of Cryptotermes secundus, 2615 nucleotides long. Its product is annotated as RNA/RNP complex-1-interacting phosphatase. Gene Ontology annotation, biological process: dephosphorylation. The coding region runs from base 295 to 1377 and encodes 360 amino acids. Gene Ontology annotation, molecular function: polynucleotide 5'-phosphatase activity; protein tyrosine/serine/threonine phosphatase activity. NCBI's taxonomy places the organism in Eukaryota, Metazoa, Arthropoda, Insecta, Blattodea, Kalotermitidae. The transcript has 9 exons. The record is from RefSeq and is a predicted model, not a curated record.